This is a messenger RNA of Musca domestica (house fly), 1821 nucleotides long. Its product is annotated as adenosylhomocysteinase-like 2. Lineage: Eukaryota; Metazoa; Arthropoda; Insecta; Diptera; Muscidae. The transcript has 9 exons. Gene Ontology annotation, biological process: L-methionine cycle. Gene Ontology annotation, cellular component: cytosol. The record is from RefSeq and is a predicted model, not a curated record. The coding region runs from base 208 to 1713 and encodes 501 amino acids.
GGCCUACUAAAUCAGUUGUGUUCUCACUCCAGACGCGAGUGGACGUAUUUUGAUAUUUUUUUCCAAAUCGAUUCGAGGAAUAAGUCAAUCGAGUUUGUGCUUUUCUUGUUUUGAUUAAGACAAAAAUACGCGAUCGUAUACGGCAAACAAUUGUUUCGAUUAAAAUUGACAUACAAAACUGGUGGUGAUAACUGAAAGACAACAAACAUGAACAGAAAUAUCGAGACCCCCAUUUGUGACUUGGGUUUUUCUGACAAGCAAGAGGCUGUGCAACCCGAAGCUCUGAAAUUAGCCAGUCGCACUCGUAGGCGUUCAUCUGCAGCUUCAACUUGCUCUUUUAGCUCUGCUUGCUUCACUGCCAGUUCGGAUGAAGAUACCGUAAUUUCGCCACGCGAAAAGAAACAACGUAAUACCAAAGGAUUUACCGAUUUUUGUGUUAAGAAUGUCCUUAGUCAACAUGGCUUUGGCCGUCGGGAAAUUGAAAUUGCCGAACAAGAAAUGCCUGGCAUUAUGACUUUGAGGAAGAGAGCGCGCGAAGAUAAACCACUAAGAAAUGCCAAUAUUGUGUGCUGCACUCACAUCAACGCUCAGACGGCGGUGAUGGUGGAGGGUCUCAUUGAGCUGGGAGCCUCAGUGCGUUGGGCUUCUUGUAAUAUUUAUUCAACACAGAACGCUGUUGCCGCUGCCUUGGCCGAAGCUGGCAUUCCAGUAUUUGCUUGGCGUGGAGAAACCGAGGAAGAUUUCUGGUGGUGUUUAGACAAGUGUAUUAAUGCCCCUGGCUGGGCACCCAAUAUGAUUUUGGAUGAUGGUGGCGAUGCCACCCAUCUAAUGUGGAAAAAGUAUCCCGAAAUUUUCAAGGGAAUCAAGGGUAUUGUGGAAGAAAGUUUAACCGGAGUCCAUCGUCUCUAUCACAUGUCCAAGAAUGGCAAGCUAACAGUACCUGCUAUUAAUGUUAAUGAUUCGGUGACAAAGAUGAAAUUCGAUAACUUUUAUUGUGUUCAGGACUCCAUAUUGGAUAGCUUAAAACGUUCAACCGAUAUUAUGUUUGGCGGAAAACAAGUUGUGGUCUGUGGUUAUGGCGAUGUUGGAAAGGGGUGUGCCAAGAGUCUCAAAGCUCAAGGAUGUAUUGUUUAUGUGACGGAAAUUGAUCCUAUUUGUGCUCUGCAAGCCAGCAUGGAUGGUCAUCGUGUAGUCACCCUGAAUGAGGUCAUUCGCAAUGUGGAUAUAGUUGUGACAGCGACGGGAAAUAAGAACAUUGUUACUCGCGAACAUAUGAAUCGUAUGAAAAAUGGAUGUAUCGUUUGCAACAUGGGACAUUCAAAUUCGGAAAUCGAUGUGAAUAGUCUACAUACUCCCGAACUGACGUGGGAACGUGUGCGCUCCCAAGUUGAUCACAUUAUUUGGCCUGAUGGCAGAAUGAUCAUUUUGCUGGCCGAGGGAAGAUUGGUAAACAUGUCAUGCUCAACGAUUCCCUCAUUUGUUGUAUCCAUAACAGCUUCCACUCAAGCAUUAGCAUUGAUUGAACUCUACAACGCCAUACCAGGACGUUACAAGAACGAUGUUUAUCUGUUGCCAAAGAAAAUGGAUGAAUAUGUGGCCAGUUUGCAUUUGCCCACAUUUGAUGCCCAUCUAACGGAACUGACCGAUGAACAAGCCAAAUAUUUGGGUCUUAACAAGUCUGGACCAUUCAAACCAAAUUACUAUAGAUAUUAAUUGUAAUGAAAUCUAUUUGUUGUACUUAUUACUAUUAUUUUUAUUUUAAUUGUUAAUGUCUUUAUUUUCAAUGUAUAAUUUAGAAAAUGUUAAACAGUAUUUAAAAUA